Molecule: messenger RNA, 1017 nt
Organism: Plasmopara halstedii
Lineage: Eukaryota; Oomycota; Peronosporomycetes; Peronosporales; Peronosporaceae
Product: cytochrome c peroxidase
Exons: 1
Coding region: 1-1017 (338 amino acids)
Biological process (GO): hydrogen peroxide catabolic process; response to reactive oxygen species; cellular response to oxidative stress
Molecular function (GO): heme binding; peroxidase activity
Source: RefSeq, a predicted model, not a curated record
AUGUUCCGCCGUGCUGUCCUCGUUGCUACCCGCGCAUCUGCUGCCUCCACGACACGCAGCUUCGCCACUUCUCGGCUGCGUACAUCCAUUAAAAAUAAGCAGCCGAGCGCCAUCGUGCUUGCCGCCGCUGGUGUCGCGGCCGUGAGUGGCUUGGCUCUCACCGACAUGGUGAAUGCGCGUGAAAAGACUGUGGACCUAAACGCCAUUAAAAAAGAAAUUAUCGACAUCUUUGAUGACGACAACUCCAUGGGUCCUACUUUAGUGCGUCUCGCGUGGCACUCGAGUGGCACGUACUCGGCCAAAGAUAACAGCGGAGGAUCUACGGGAGGGACUAUUCGUUUUGAACCGGAGAUAAAUCAUGGUGGUAAUGCAGGUCUGCAUCUCGCUAUUCGGGCUUUGGAAAAGGUAAAAAAAAACCAUCCUGAGAUCACGUACGCCGACUUGUAUAUUCUAGCAGGCGUGACCAUGAUUGAAGAGAUGGGAGGUCCAGAGAUCCCGUUUCGCGUUGGCCGACCUGAUGCUAAUAGUGGCAACGAGCCUACUCAGACGCCCGAUGACCGACUUCCUAACGCUGAUAUGGGAAGCAAGGAAAAAACUGCGCAGCACGUACGCGACGUGUUCUAUCGCAUGGGUUUUGAUGACCGCGAUAUUGUGGCGCUUGUGGGUGCGCAUGCCAUUGGACGCUGUUACCCCUCGCGCAGUGGCUACAGCGGCCCAUGGACCAAUGCCGAGUGGACGUUCUCGAACAUGUAUUUCCGUGAGUUACUCGAGAAUAAGUGGACCGUAAAAAAGUGGAAUGGUCCCAUGCAGUAUGAGGAUCCAACUGGUAACCUCAUGAUGCUACCGAGUGACAUGGUGCUGAUUGAGGACCCAAACUUUAAAAAGUACGUCGAACUAUAUGCAAAAAACGAGGAUUUGUGGUUUAAGGACUUUUCAAAAGCUUUUGUUAAGCUCACGGAAAACGGCGUCAAGUUUCCUCAAACUUCGGGAUGGCGUCGAUUUUUUGGUGGCAAUUAA